CAUUAUUGCUACCAAGCUCCAAACUUUACAUUUCAUUUACUCUUUUUCCCCCUUGAAUUGACUGGUCUCUCCCACUGUGAUCUUCUCUUCAUCACCGGGUCGUCAUCUCUCAUUCAGGAUUUGGGUUUCUGAAUUUCGUAUUUCUUCAAUUGCAAUCUACAGAGUUGUUGGCUCGCUGAAGCCAGUCCACAACUGAAGGUGGCCCAAUUUAAACAUUAAACGUGGGAACCCAAUUCCCAAAUGACCAAAUUAUUACUGAAGGUGUCUUAGGUGUGUGAGAACUGUGAAGUAAAGUCCCAAAUCUGAAAUUGAAAUCCCUAUCCUCUCGCCUCUGUCAAAGCAACGACGUCAACUCGUCCCAAUCCCACGGUCCAUCGCCGACGUUGUCACGCACAGACAGGCGACAGCAGACUCACUCUCUGGCCCGUGCUCUUGACAGUCCUCUCCCACACUCAGAAGUGAUCCCAAGAGGUGUAAGGCAGAGAAGGAAGUAGUUCAAGAAAGAUGCAGAAGCUAGGCGAAUUCAAGCUACCUAACUUCUUUAAUUAUCCACCCUACUUCACUUUGCAGCCUGUGAGGGAAACUAGGGAAAAGCAGAUACAGCUAUGGAAAGAGCUCAUAAUUGAUUUCUGUCGAACCCAAAAGAUUUUUAUAAUUGCCCUGGAGGUAGACUUUCCAUUGUUCAGUAAUCCUGCUAUUGAAAGAUCUCUGAGUCAUGAAGCUAGGGAGGCAUUUCUUUCGGCUUUGGUCUCUGAUGGUCGUGCAGAAUGGAUGGAUAAAGGUCAUAGAAAAUGCCUAGUCCUAUGGCAUCGUAUUCAAGACUGGGCAGAUUUGAUUAUAAACUUUGUGAAGGAGAAUGGGCUGGAGGACAGUGUUAUGACAGUUGAAGAAAUACGUUCCGGGGUGGAGUCUCGUGGAACAGAGCUUCAUGGAAUAGACCGUACAGUUCUUAUGCGAGCUUUGAAGCUGCUCGAACAUAAAGGGAAGCUUGCAAUAUUUAAGGGAACUUCAGCUGAUGAUGAAGGUGUCAAAUUUUCUUUGUAAACCACCUUGGUGGACUAUAUUUUGUGUACAAUGAGCGAGAAAGUUCUUAUCUACGAGCACUUAUGAAAUACUUUAUGGAGUGAAACUGGGGAUAAAAUGGUUUCAUGUUAUGAUAGAGAUACCUUAUUGGACUAUUUUGAUUCGAGGUAGAAUGGACACUGAAUUCUUACUUGA
Messenger RNA from Solanum dulcamara, 1218 nucleotides. RefSeq names its product vacuolar protein sorting-associated protein 25. The transcript has 9 exons. The record is from RefSeq and is a predicted model, not a curated record. Lineage: Eukaryota; Viridiplantae; Streptophyta; Magnoliopsida; Solanales; Solanaceae. Gene Ontology annotation, cellular component: ESCRT II complex. Bases 505 to 1044 code for a protein of 179 amino acids. Gene Ontology annotation, molecular function: structural molecule activity; protein homodimerization activity. Gene Ontology annotation, biological process: protein transport to vacuole involved in ubiquitin-dependent protein catabolic process via the multivesicular body sorting pathway.